AUGGGAUCACGAGAAUAUUCUCCGCGUGGGAGGAGUAUGAGUAUUUCUCCAGAAAUUUAUCGAAGAGAAUCUCCAGAUCACAGGCACAGAAGUAGGUCUAGUUCCAGAUCACCUAAUCAUAAUAGAAGGCAUAAUGGACAUCACAAAAAAUCACACCACUAUGAUUACGUGGAGAGGAGAGAAAGCGAUUAUGACAGCGACUGGGAGUACAACAGAGAAAGGGACCCUUGGGACACAGAGAAAGACAGAAAAACGAGGUCUCGGAGUCCCGACUACAGAGAGCGAGACAGAGACCGGGACAGGAGACACCACAGAGGUAGAGAACGGGAUAGAGACAGAGAGAGGGAACACCGAUCGAGACGAAGAUCGAGAAGCAGUGGAUCGAGGUGGGAGAGGAAGUCGGAAGAUAGAAAAGCUCGUGACAGAGAUAGAUACCGGGACGAUGAUAGGGACAGUGAUAGUGAGAGGAGCCCCAAUGGAGGUCUCAUUGGAGCGAGCGGGUCAGAGAUUAUUGGAUACAAGAGUCAACCUCCCAAUAAUACUAUCAUGAUCAGGGGAUUAGCUCAGCACAUAUCUGAAUAUGAUAUUCGUCAAGACAUAAUUGCGUGUGAGCUGAUGCCCAAAGACAUCCGCCUGAUCAGGAAAAAGGACACAGGUGCUUCCCGCGGUUUCGCCUUUGUCGAGUUUGCCACACUGGGUGAGGCCGUACGUUGGAUGGACAUUAAACAGGGUGUUUUGAUGCUGCAAGACCAGUACCGUGCUAUCAUGCAAUAUAGCAUACCGAAGGACAUGAGCACGUCCGAGAAACUGCCUACUCAUAAGGCAUCGGCAGAUUGGUUCUGCAUAAAGUGUGGAGCUCAGAAUUUCAAAAGAAGAGACAAUUGUUUCAAAUGUCAUGCUUCGAGGACAGAGAGUGAAGAAGGUGGAAGUGGCAGUGAUGAAAUUUGCAACUAUACUACGAAAACUAUUAUGAUGAGGAAUCUUGACGCUUUGACUACCGAAGAUUCGGUAAUGGCGAUGCUCAACACCGCCAUUCCCGAUUUGGUCAAGUCCAUAUCGGCCGUUUGCAUCGGUCGGGAUCCGCUGACGUCGACGUCGCGAGGGCUGUGCUACCUCGGCACCGAGAGCACCAUCGACGCUCUGGCGAUAUUUGGGACCUUGAACAGCCUGAAGAGCCCUCUUACCAUUGAUGGCAAAACUGUGAUAUUAUCCUACUGUAAAUACAACAUGGGCGACACCAAAAAGGCCUACUCGCAGGCGGACAGCGACGCCUUCCCGAACGCCGGCGUGCCCAGCACGUACGCGAUGACCGACGUCGACAGCCUGGCGGAGUACGCGGCGCGCCGGUACGCGAAAUCGCCGCAGGAGUACCUGCACUACAUCGAGUACUACCGCGCGUUCUUCGCGCAGCAGAUCAGCUCCGGCCAGUCGAUCACGCUGCAGGAGAACCAGAUGGACGCGGCGAACGCGGCAGCGGCGGUCGCGCAGAGUGCCAUCCAGCAGCUGAACGCCAACAAGAGUUAUUACGACGGUGGGACGGCGGCGGCGGCAACGCCGACAGGGACCGACGGAAAGAAGUAUCCCGUUCCUGACGUGUCGCGGUACGUGUACGACAAGUCGACCGGCUACCAGUACUGCCCGCAAACGGGCCUCUACUACGACCCGGCGUCGACGUACUACUGGAACAGCCAGGUGCAGCAAUGGCUGUACUGGGACCGCGACAGGCAGUCGUACCUGCUGGCGCCCGCGUACGACCAAGGGGCGUACGGCCAGGCGGCGGCGGGUCAAGAGGGCGGCCAGGAGGGAGACGGCAAGCGGACCAAGCCCGAAAAGCAGGACAAGGUGAAAGUAGCGAAGAAGAUAGCGAAAGACAUGGAACGAUGGGUGAAAACGCUGAACCAGAAGAAGGACAACUUCAACAUGAAAUCAUCGGCCGACUACAACUCCGGCAGCAGCAGCGCCUCGGCGGACAUCGGCUUCUCGGUGCUGGAGAAGAAGGCGGUGACGAUCGCUCCCGCCCCACCGUCGUUCUUCAAGCAGCCCGAGGCGAUCGAAGAGGCGCCGAGUACCUCCGCUGCUGCGCCGUUGGUGGCUGCUUACGGCGGGGAGAGCGAAUCUUCAGGCGACGAGGACGACGACCUGCUGGACUUCGCGAAGCUCAUCUGCCACCUGUGCAAGCGCCAGCUGGGCUCCGGCGAGGCCCUGGCGAAGCACGCGAAGCUGUCGGCGCUGCACAAGCAGAACCUGGAGGCGCGCAGGCAGCGCAAGGCGGACAAGCGCGACGACAAGAUCGUCUACCGCGACAGGGCGAAGGAGAGACGCAUGAAGUACGGAGACCCGGACGAGCCGAAGCCGAGCAAGCUGAAGGAGAAGUACCUGAAGGCCAGGGAGGUGGAGGGGCCGUCUUCUGGAGGCGGCGGCGGCGCCUCGGUGACGGAGCCAAUCGGGGCCGAGAACGUCGGCAACCGGCUGCUGCAGAAGAUGGGCUGGACGGAGGGCCAGGGGCUCGGCAAGCAGAACCAGGGCAGGACGACGAUCAUCCAGGCUGAACAGCAUAGCAGCACUGUAGGAUUAGGAAACAAACUUCCAGGUUACACCGCUUUAGCUGGUGAAUCGUACAAAGACUGUGUGAAAAAGAUGAUGUAUGCUCGUUAUCAAGAAUUGACGGAGAAAGAAAGUAGUAAUUGA
Messenger RNA from Phaedon cochleariae (mustard beetle), 2688 nucleotides. The record is from the annotation of a GenBank genome assembly. Lineage: Eukaryota; Metazoa; Arthropoda; Insecta; Coleoptera; Chrysomelidae.